CUGAGCUCGGGACUCCUCCCCUAAUGCAGACCGAGCAGAUCGCUCUUCCUGCGGUGUGUGACAGCAGCAGCGGCACUGGUGCAUUGUGUGUCUUUAAUAUUCAUUUGAUUCUUUUCUUCUCACACUGAGUUAUUAAUACAUCAUCAUCGGAUUUCCCUCCCUCUGGACGGACUGCAGGACGGAGCGGCUUCUCUACAAUGGCCAACAGAGAUGAUGAAUACGAUUUCUUGUUCAAAGUUGUUCUCAUUGGAGAUUCAGGCGUCGGGAAGAGUAACCUGCUGUCGCGUUUCACACGGAACGAGUUCAAUCUGGAGAGCAAGAGCACGAUAGGAGUGGAGUUCGCCACCAGGAGCAUCCAGGUGGACGGCAAGACGAUAAAAGCACAGAUCUGGGAUACAGCAGGACAGGAGCGGUACAGGGCCAUCACCUCUGCGUAUUAUCGUGGCGCGGUCGGCGCGCUGCUGGUGUACGACAUCGCCAAACAUCUGACCUAUGAGAACGUGGAGCGCUGGCUGAAAGAGCUGCGAGAUCACGCUGACAACAACAUCGUCAUCAUGCUGGUGGGGAAUAAGAGCGACCUGCGCCACCUGAGAGCCGUUCCCACCGACGAGGCGCGCGCUUUCUCAGAGAAAAAUAACCUGUCAUUCAUCGAGACGUCCGCUCUGGACUCGACUAACGUGGAGGAGGCCUUCAAGAACAUCCUAACAGAAAUUUAUCGCAUUGUAUCACAGAAGCAAAUCGCUGACCGAUCGGCUCAUGACGAGUCGCCGGGAAACAACGUAGUGGACAUCAGUGUCCCGCCGACUACAGACGGCCAGAAGGGCAACAGACUGCAGUGCUGCCAAAACCUGUAACCAUGACAACCAGCCCUCACCUGUCACUCAUCUCGUCUCCCUCCACAUAUCGUGCCACUAAUGUUCUCAGUUUAUUUGUGUAAUAUAUAUAUAUAUAUAUUUCUUUUUGAUAGCUUGUCCUGUCACAUACACACAUAUGACUGCCAUGAGUAAACUUUUACAGUAUCUGACUGAGCUCUGGUUUAUUGGCUGAAGGACUGUGAUUAAAAAAUGAAAAUCAGGUUUAUCAAAGUAAAUAUUCUACUAUCAUACAGAAACAUGGACAAAGAAAAUGUUACCUAAAUAUUUUUUCUCUGCUACCAUCAGCUGAAUCUCAAGAUCAUGUGCAGGUCAUAUUUCACUCCAAAAUCAAAAUAAAUGUUAAUAAUAUGAUUAACAAUAUUAAUGCAAUCAUUUUUAAUUGAAAAUUCAUUUUACUAAAAUUUUUAUUACUGUAAUGCAAAAUUACAUAUAUUUUUUUUUUGCUGUAAAAUAUACAUUACUGUAAUUUUAGCGAAGUUCAUCAAAAUGUCAUAAAAAUUACUUUUUAGUAUAUUAUGAAAUACUCAAAAGCAAAAUGUUUUUUGCAUUAAUCUUAAUGUUUCCAACAAAAUCUAAUCAUGGGGAAAAAAAUAAAAUAAUAAUAUAUAUAUAUAUAUAUAUAUAUUUUUUUUUUUUGCAUUGACUUCGAUUUUGACAUUGGUUUGUAGUAUCUUCAUGACAUUUUCAUGAAUUCCCCUCAGAUUUAAAUUACAGUAAUGCAGUGAUAUACAUAUAUAUAUAUAUAUAUAUAUAUUGGAUGAUAUAUUGUAUAACCUCACAUGUUUUCUUGAGACUGACCUUAAUACUUUACAGCAAAGUUGUGAAAUCAAGCUACUAGACAUUAAUCGUGAUAAAGUUGCUAGUUGAGUCUGAUAUCAGAGCUUUCUAUUUCUGUCUGUGUAACACUAUGGGAGGAGGAAGUGAUAUUUACAGAAGACAGGAAGUCCCGCCUUCCCAAACACAUCUGUGGCUGGAUUCUGGUACAUCAAAUAACAAAUACACUCAUGUGGAAACUAUAGUGCAAGACUAACAGAUCAGCAAACAACUCAAUACCAGAUAACAGCUCACCUGUUACAGCACUAUUUACUUGAUUUAAAUGCAUUGGGAUUUUUUUUUUUUUUUUUUUUUUUUUUUGUGUGCAUUGUUUUUUUAAUGUGUAGGUUCGUUAUUGUCAUACACACCUCAGUGUCUCUAUGAAGUCUCAUGAAUGCUGGUCUGGAGGUUCGCUGUGAACACACACACACACACACACACACACACACAAAAACUAUUUGUAAUUAUCAACAUUUUCAAAUUAAAAAUAAAAUGAUGCUUAAAUUGUGAAUACGAACCUAUUGCAUCAAUUAUGCAUCAAAAAUAAACACGUACACAAAUGA
Cyprinus carpio (common carp) is the source of this 2251-nucleotide messenger RNA. RefSeq names its product ras-related protein Rab-11B. Gene Ontology annotation, biological process: constitutive secretory pathway; regulated exocytosis. Gene Ontology annotation, cellular component: recycling endosome. The record is from RefSeq and is a predicted model, not a curated record. Gene Ontology annotation, molecular function: GTP binding; GTPase activity. NCBI's taxonomy places the organism in Eukaryota, Metazoa, Chordata, Actinopteri, Cypriniformes, Cyprinidae.